AUGGGCGUCACCAGGCGGGCGCUAGGACCCGAGAUAAAGUCGCUGCAGUUUUUCUUGAACCGAACUGCGGUACUGAAGCUGUACCGAGAGUUUCUCCGCAUUUCAAAGCCACUGGCUACUGAAGUGCAACUGGACGUGCGUCGUCAGAUUCGCGCUGGCUUUGACGCCUGUCGCGACGAGGAGGACGAGCAGCAUGUGAGUCUUUUGCUGCGACAAGCGCGCGAUCAAAUGAAGAUGGUGAGUGACUCGGUAGACACUGCAAUGGCGCAGCAACGAGAUGAGCGGAUUCGGGAGGGAGGUGAUGCGGUGGCUGCCAAGCAAAAAGGGGGAGCUGCAGAAACCGUCACGUCUGACAUGUGGGUGGAAUUGUCAUCGGAAAAGGGCGAUGGUACGGAGGACGUCAAGGGUCGCGUGGGCUCUGGAUGGCCAUGGAAGAGCGGCAAAGUCACCGAGAAGCUAGAUCUGGUCGGGAUUAAGCGACGCUAA
This is a messenger RNA of Peronospora matthiolae, 486 nucleotides long. The record is from the annotation of a GenBank genome assembly. Lineage: Eukaryota; Oomycota; Peronosporomycetes; Peronosporales; Peronosporaceae.